GUUGAUCGCACCUUCUUUAGGGUUCUUUCGUUUGGUGGAAGAAGGGCUGGCCUCAAGAAUUUGUGGGGGGCGGGAGGCCGGUUGCUUGAAAGAGAUGCUGAUCUUAUUAACUCCACGAAGUGGAUCAAGCUGUGCAAUAGCUGCAAAAGUGGUUUCUGCAAAUUAUUUGGGACCGAUUGAGGUUUUAAGCUGAAGAUGCUGGUGCUGAGUGGCCUGCGGGUCAUUCUUCAAGCGACUCCAUGCAAACUGUUGAGGAGAAGGUUCCAGAUACCCGAGUUGCUGCUGGUGAGGUCAUGCAGCCUUUACACAUGCACGUACAAGUCCCGGAACCGAACCUUGCAUCCACUCUGGGAGAGCCUGGACCUCGUGCCUGGGGGCGAUCGGCAGUCACCUAUCAACAUCCGCUGGAGGGACAGUGUCUACGACCCCGGCUUAUCACCGCUGGCCAUCUCUUAUGAUCCGGCUACCUGCCUCCACAUCUGGAAUAACGGGUACUCUUUCCUUGUGGAAUUUGAAGACUCUACGGAUAAGUCAGUAAUCGAGGGAGGACCCCUGGAGCACAGCUACCGUCUGAAGCAGUUCCAUUUCCACUGGGGGGCCAUCGAUGACUGGGGAUCUGAGCACACGGUGGACAGCAAGUGCUACCCCGCAGAGCUGCACCUGGUGCAUUGGGAUGCAGUCAAAUUUGAAAGCUUUGAGGAUGCAGCAGUGGAAGAAAAUGGUUUGGCUGUGGUUGGAGUCUUUCUAAAGGUAGGCAAGCAUCAUAAGGAGCUACAGAAAUUGGUGGAGACUUUCCCAUCCAUUAAACAUAAGGACACCCUGCUGGAAUUUGGCUCGUUUGACCCUACCUGCCUGAUGCCCAGCUGCCCAGAUUACUGGACUUACUCUGGGUCUCUGACCACGCCACCCCUCUCUGAGUCUGUCAUCUGGAUCAUUAAGAAGCAGCCAGUGGAGGUUGAUCGCAGUCAGCUUGAGCAAUUUCGGACCCUGCUUUUCACCUCUGAGGGGGAGAAAGAGAAACGAAUGGUGGACAACUUCCGCCCCCUUCAGCCUCUAAUGAAUCGUACUGUUCGCUCAUCCUUCCGUCAUGAUUACGUGCUGAACAGACAGGGAAAUCCCCAGCGCGGGCCCAGCCCCGAGACCCCCUCCGGUGUCCACAUGUAG
This is a messenger RNA of Ochotona princeps (American pika), 1164 nucleotides long. It is a transcript of the gene CA5B, whose product is annotated as carbonic anhydrase 5B. The transcript is spliced from 8 exons. Gene Ontology annotation, cellular component: cytoplasm; mitochondrion. The coding region runs from base 196 to 1164 and encodes 322 amino acids. Lineage: Eukaryota; Metazoa; Chordata; Mammalia; Lagomorpha; Ochotonidae. The record is from RefSeq and is a predicted model, not a curated record. Gene Ontology annotation, molecular function: carbonate dehydratase activity; zinc ion binding.